AUGGCUAGAGAAAAAUUGAAAGUGCUUGAGACACUGGAUACUGCAAAAACCCAAUUGUACCAUUUCACAGCAAUUGUAAUCACUGGAAUGGGAUUCUUCACCGACGCAUAUGAUCUCUUAUGCAUCUCUCUCGUGACCAAGUUACUUGGUCGCAUAUACUACAGAGAUGAUAGCUUACCAAAGCCGGGUACCUUGCCCGCCAAUAUUCAAGCUGCUGUUAAUGGUGUUGCGUUUUGUGGCACUUUGGCUGGGCAGCUCUUCUUUGGCUGGCUUGGUGACAAAUUGGGCCGUAAGAAGGUAUAUGGUGUAACCCUUCUUCUCAUGGUAGUUUGCUCUAUUGCCUCAGGACUCUCCUUUGGAAACACAGCGAACGGUGUUAUCACCACGCUUUGUUUCUUCCGGUUCUGGCUUGGCUUCGGCAUUGGUGGAGACUAUCCUCUUUCCGCUACAAUCAUGUCCGAAUACGCUAAUAAAAGGACUCGCGGCGGGUUUAUCGCCGCGGUUUUUGCCAUGCAAGGGUUUGGAUUUUUAUUUGGUGGGAUUAUUGCUUUAGUCGUUUCAAGCGCGUUCAAGAACAAAUACCCUGCUCCUCCAUAUUAUGUUGAUGCAGCAGCCUCCUUGCCACGACAAGCUGAUUACAUUUGGCGCAUAGUCCUAAUGUUUGGAGCCAUCCCGGCCGCCCUUACCUACUACUGGCGCAUGAAAAUGCCUGAGACAGCUCGUUACACCGCUCUGGUAGCCAAGAAUGCAAAACAGGCAGCAGCAGACAUGUCUAAGGUACUACAGGUCGAGAUCGAACCAGAACAACAGAAGGUAGACAUGCUAAUUAGUCAGGAAGCAUAUGGUUUAUUCUCUAAGGAAUUUGCGAAACGCCACGGGCUUCACUUGGUUGGAACUGCUACUUGUUGGUUUUUGUUGGACAUUACCUUCUAUAGUCAAAACCUUUUCCAGAAGGAUAUCUUCUCAUCAAUUGGUUGGUUGCCAAAGGCAGAGAGAAUGAGCGCAAUUGAUGAGCUUUACAAGGUUGCAAGGGCACAAACAAUAAUAACAUUUUGCGGUGUCGUGCCUGGGUAUUGGUUUACAGUGGCCUUCAUUGAUCGGUUGGGACGAUUUGCAAUACAAUUGAUGGGUUUCUUCUUCAUGUCUGUCUUCAUGUUUGCGCUUGCUAUCCCUUACAAUCAUUGGAAGCGACCGGGCAACCAUGCUGGAUUCCUCGUGAUGUACUCGCUCACCUUUUUUUUUGCCAACUUUGGACCAAAUUCCACAACAUUUAUUGUGCCGGCCGAAAUUUUCCCAGCAAGGGUAAGGUCUACUUGUCAUGGAAUAUCAGCAGCGGCUGGGAAAGCUGGAGCAAUUGUUGGUUCAUUUGGGUUUUUGUAUGCUGCUCAAAACAGUAACCGAGAUCAAACAGAUAAAGGGUACCCACCUGGUAUUGGAGUGAAAAAUGCACUCCUUGUGCUCGCUGGGAUCAACGUAUUGGGUAUAUUUUUUACCUUUUUGGUGCCUGAAUCCAAGGGUAAAUCGCUCGAGGAGUUGACUGGGGAGGAUGAGGUAGUAACAGGAGCGACAGUUGCUGUGUAAUAAAGAGUUAAUUUCAAUACUUGGCUUUCUAG
Molecule: messenger RNA, 1613 nt
Organism: Corylus avellana
Lineage: Eukaryota; Viridiplantae; Streptophyta; Magnoliopsida; Fagales; Betulaceae
Product: low affinity inorganic phosphate transporter 1-like
Biological process (GO): phosphate ion transport; transmembrane transport
Cellular component (GO): membrane
Molecular function (GO): phosphate transmembrane transporter activity
Source: RefSeq, a predicted model, not a curated record